AUGUUCGUGACAAGUCUUAUAUCAGUCAUCAUGCUUGCAGUCGCACCUCUUGCUUCGCAAAACAUGAUAAUAGUUGAAAGUGAUUAUUGCGUAGGAACCGGUCUUGCCACCUGCGAUAGCUGGGGAAUAUAUCCUAGUUUUGCACGACUUCUCGAAGGAUUACUAGGUUCCAUUGCAAUAUUUACCAUUUUCCUGAUAUUUGCAGGACUACGUCGAGAUAGUGGAGUAUACAGCGAGCCAUUGAGCUUGGUUGGGUUGGCAAUCAUACAUCGCAAGACUCCUCUUUCAUUCCAGGCGAUAAGCCAUAGCCAGACAAGGUUAGAAGAAGACGAGAUUCGGAUCCCCACUCAAGGAUAUACAUUUCUAAUGAUAGCGGAAGGAGAAGUGGCCAGUACGACACAAGACUCAGCUUUCUUGAGCGUGGUAGCCGUAUACUACCAAACAGAUGCGGAUACCGGAUUCAAUCGAUUCAUGAAUUCACAAGGCUUCGGAGUUCGAUUUUUUAUGACGGCUUUGGGAACGGGAACUAAUCUUCUGUGGUCGCGUAUUGACAAUGAUUUCCGUAAGAUGGAUCCUUAUCAUCAGCUCCUUCGUGGCAACGCCAAGCCUCAGAACCUCAUCUUAGCUCCCGUGCACAUGAGUCCCUAUUCAGCCCUCAUUCCUUCUAUCGGACGGAAGCAUUAUCUCGUCUCUUGGAUUUCAUUUUGUUCGAUCCUAUCCGAAUUCUUACCAAUAACUCUGGCAAAUAUACCAUACAGUAAUACAGAGAUGCGUUUAGUGCUCUUAACCUGUUUUUAUCUCGCCAUGGCUAUACUUUCUCUCAUGAUUAUUGGCGUUAUGCUGCUCCUCCUUAGAUCACGUCAUGGUGUCAAGAGUCUUCCCAAAAAGCCUUGCACAAUUGCAGCAAGGCUAGAGUAUCUAGACCCAACUGGUGAGGUGGACGAUUCGAACUUAUUGAGAAGUCUUGAUGGACUAGCUUCACUCGAAAGAGAGGAGAGAGAUGCUGGAAUUAUUUCAAGGGGUAAACUAUACAGUAUGGGCAUUGGCGAAGACGGUAAAUUAAGAAUUGAUGAAGAUGAGAGGAUUGUGGGUAAAUGGAGGGAGGAAAAUUGUGACGGUGAAGAUGUCUAA
This is a messenger RNA of Botrytis fragariae, 1131 nucleotides long. RefSeq lists its product as uncharacterized. Bases 1 to 1131 code for a protein of 376 amino acids. The record is from RefSeq and is a predicted model, not a curated record. Lineage: Eukaryota; Fungi; Ascomycota; Leotiomycetes; Helotiales; Sclerotiniaceae. The transcript has 3 exons.